Molecule: messenger RNA, 3807 nt
Organism: Marchantia polymorpha subsp. ruderalis
Lineage: Eukaryota; Viridiplantae; Streptophyta; Marchantiopsida; Marchantiales; Marchantiaceae
Source: the annotation of a GenBank genome assembly
AAAACUUUGAUCAGGAAUAUGGAGGGCUAGGAGAUAAUGUCGCUACUAAAACAUACGAGCUGCCUAUAUCGCAUAGCUCGUCAUUUAGAUUCUUCGAACGAAUCUGAAUGACGAGACACGCCAGGGCUCCAAACCCAGGUUGACAGCAAGCCUUCCAUGCCAGAGAAACCGAAGUGUGUCUGGAAAAUGACGCGAACUCUCUUGGUUUUGUCCACCUCGAGGAAGACUUCUGCCGCCGGUGAAGUCUGGACUUGUUCACCGUCGCACAAUGUCAACUCAGGAAAAGUAUUUCUUUUGCACUCCCUCAGUGGGAGAAUUGUCCAUACGCUCUGACGAGCAAUUUCAUACCGGCAACUACUUCCAACAACAGAGAAGAUGAAAUCUGGAAGGCCUCGAACGAUGUAGGUCCCAUAAAUCACAAGUAGAAGUUAAGUCCCACAAGAGAGAUGGAGAGGGAGAUAAAGAGAUAGAGAGAGAAGAAGAUCGUUUCUCCUGUCUCUUCUCACUUGAAACAAACUACGAUCGCUGCGCUGGUGGGUUAAUUGUACACAACGAGCCCCCAAUGGAGCAGUACUUAAGAACAUAACCUUGUAAGCACAUCAUUCGUCGUUCCCAGCUGUUCGUGGCACUCAUACUGUGUGCUUUAUGUAUGUAUGAUGUUGGUCUCUGCGAACACAAAGGCUAUUGGGCUACAGCACCAUCAGUGAUACAAACGUUGUGGGGCAGCAAGAGGUCGAGUUCUCUAGGAGAUCAGGCUUGUCUUGAAGGGCUAAGGGCAAGCAAAUUGCAGGGAUGGAUUGGACUCGUUCAAGAGAGGGAUAAGCGAACGAUGUAGUGAUAUGAUGAGGGUGAAGAUCCUUCGUCUCUUAUAUUUCCUGUACAGACGAUGACAAGGGGAAAGGGUUGAACUUCGAUAAUAACACUGCGAACAUUGAGUGAAUUUGCGGGCUUUGUUACUCUUUUUCGUCUGCUUGAGCUACCUCUGAUCUUCUUUCCUCCUUUUUUAGCCCAUGGUCUUGAUCAACAGCUUCUCCUCCCGUUUUUCUUUCACCUUCUGCCUGCAAUUGUUGCAGUUGAGAAGCUUCUUGUACCUCGCAGGCCAAAGUGAGUGCAGCUUGCUGGAACCUCAUGACGAAGCUGUGGAUGGCCGACAUCCCAUAUUCGACCUGAAACCACGAAUUUCUCUGGAGGAAAUCAUGGAGCCCAUUGGUGCUGUGCCUGGCAUCUUGCCAAGCUCUGAGCACCGACUCAUAUUCUGCUUCAGCAUCGAGUAAAAAGCUCAUCCACCGCGACAACGUAGAUGCUCCUUCUGUAAGUUCCCAGCUCUCAACUUCUCUUCGCAGAUGGCUGAGUUCCGAUUCCAUGUCGUCUAAAUUCUUCAGAAGCGCCCGUAUCUCAUCGGCAAUCGUCGCCAAGUUUCCAGCUGUCUCAUUGCCGGAUUCGAGAUGGGGCAGGGUUUUGUGAAACUCUAGCAACUCUGGGUACUUUUCUGCAAUAUACUUGACGAGACGGAGGAGGAGUUUGUCGUGCAAGUCGUACAAGAAGGGAGGUUCUUCUUGAUGGAGAGUAGCUUCAGCUUGCCAUGGAUAUUAGGAGUUUUCAGGAGGGCCGCGAGCUUGUCCUGUGCACUGUCUGCACCCCCUUCCUCCUGGACUAGAUUUUUGAACACGUCAAGCUCGUUCUUCGAGGGACAGAGACUGAGAAAGGUUUUCAGAUGGUUGGCAUCAGUCGUCGGGUCAUCCGAGGUGAAGAUUGAGUCCAGCAGAUUUACCUUGGGCAGCUGCAGAGCUCUUUGCUUCUCCAGCUGAAUCUCGGCCGCCGUGGUCUUGAAGCAUUCCACAAAGUUGAGAAAGAUGGCGACAAUCGGUUCGUCAUCAUCCAGGUAUCCUUUGCGGCGUCUGUAGGAGUCAGCCUCCAGACGGAACAGCAGGUUUCGCGUACUGCUCUCCACCUGGAAAAGAAAGAGGGAUAAGUUCUGAAGAUCCUGCUCGCCUUCAGCGAAGAAUGCAUCCAUCAUCUCUUGAGUGCUCUUCUUCUCCACGCAAUCUCUGAUCGGAUGUUUCCACAGCACGAAGGCCUCGUCGAACUCGGCACGCAGCUGAAGAAAUUCCUUCUGAUGAGACCUCCAGGACCUGACCUCGGAGCCGACUGCAUCUUUCAGGCAGGGAAUCUCGCUGUCGAUGCUGAAAUCCAUCAAGUCAGCUGACUCUCUGGACAGAUUCCUGCAGAGCUCAAGCAUGACCGACGACUGCUUGUUGCCAGCAGCCCUGAGCUUUUCAUAACCAUACUCGAUUCUGCGUGAUUUUGCACGAUGUUCCUCCUCCGCCGUCUUUAACUUUUCAACACCACUAUGCUGCCAUUUAUGGGAUGAAACCCAGCUCAGUGGUGAAGGAAGAGGAGGAGAUGGAGGCGGAGAUGGGGAAGGCAGUGAAGAACAUCCUUGCUUCGAGUCCAUGUCGCAGGCUUGAUACACUUCCGGUGAAGUCGACCGUCGAUCCACAUUGUCAUGACCUAGCCAACUGUAAUGAGGGCAGCGCUCGUUUACCUCGACGUGCUGCAUAUUCCACAGGACAUCUGCUCGAGACGCUGGAGGAAGUUGUGUGGAUGGUCGUGGGUAGGCAAUCUUCGUCUGCUGCUCUGCAUCUUCCUCUCCUUGGGCCGCCGCUGCUGCUGCGUGACUAGCAACUUCACGGGAGUGAAAGUGAAGCAGGUUCAAAUGCGAGGGAGUAGGAGAGGGAGGGGGAGUUGGGGGUAGAGGUGGAGAGAUCGGCCAGAGCUUGUGUCCAGGAUGUGGAAGAACUUGAAAUCGAAUCGACGGCUCGGGUCGAGGAGCAUGUGGAUGGGACGCCCAGUCUUUGUGGACAUGACUGGUGGGGAUCAUGUCCAGGACCCAUCUCAGCUUGGCAGAGCGCAUCGCAUCUCUGCACACUCGGCUCAGAAGGAGCAAAUCUUUAGACAGCUGCGACACUCGAUCCCGGAAGUUAAGCUUGAAAUGGACGUUUUCGAGAAUUUGGUCUGCGAAAGGGAUAUGAAUCAUCUGCACAUAAAGCUCUGCUACUGCCCUGGAAAUCUUCGGGUCCAUCGCACAGUCGCCGAACCUGCCCAUCUGGUCACUCGUCGGGAAGAGCUUCAGCACAUUGUCUAGCGCUUCCUCCUCCAAGCUCGACACAUCAUGGCUCGUGAAAGCGGCAAGAAUCUCUUCCACAGAACACUUCAUGGACGUCUUAGUGCCGUGGCGCAGCCCAGGCAAGGGCGGAAGGCAUCCUUGAGCCAUCAUUCGCUCCUGCAACUUCUGGGAGCGCAGUCUCGAUUCCUGCGGUUGAUAUAUGAAAUUUUUUGGUCCUCGAUCGGGCGAGAUCUACAUUAUGGCACGUACAAUUCAACGAUGGAAAUCUGAAUCCCUUCUCUACGUUCCAAUCACGAGAUCGAGGUUUUACAACCGAAGAAGAUGCUCUACAUCUUGGUUCAGCUGAAGGAGGUCCCCUAUUUAAACUUUUCGAGGCUCCAGAUAACUGGCUGUAGAUCCAAAAAGACGGGAUUCAACAUGGUGACCGUGCACACACACUGGUUCUCGGACUCCGAAAUACUGGCAUCGGAACAUACCAUCGAUCCGGACAUUCCUGUUCAAUGACCCUUCGAGCCUUUGCUAGGCAGUCUCUUCAGACUUUUUAUGUUCUUGUUCUCGCCAUCCCUAUGUCUGGAAUUUGGUGUACAGUCUCGAUCGAGCUUCUCCAGAUCGAUGACGGAGAGUAUGUGGCAAGAGUCGUGCUAGACCCCACAGGUACAGAUAAUAAGAUGACGAUAUAU